AUGGCGAACAACGUGGGGCUGAAGCCAAUUCAUGGAUAUGACAAGAAGACGUAUAGAAAAAGCAUGCAGCAAUUCGCGACCGAACUCCAAAACGCCGCGAACAGGAGCUUGCCGCCGAACAUCAAACCCUACAAUGGCGUUUUCGUAUUGGCUAUGCAUUGGUCAAACGACAAGACAGGGGUUGCUCCAUUAGAGGACGAAUUGUGCCAAAUCUUCACCUCAGUGUACGGAUACACUGUGGAAAAGUAUCUUAUCGACGCCACGAUUCGGCAGUAUGACACUCGCAAGCAGCUCCGCAAACGAAUGGAAAGAUUUUCAGACGAUUACGACCAACCAGGGAAUCUGCUCAUUGUGGUGUACUCUGGGCACGCUGCUUAUAUAAAUCCCCGUGGUGAACGUGUCCUCGCUGGUGAAUAUAGUGAUAUCGACAUCAACUGGAGCCUCUCCAAACCAACUAUAGAUUGGGAUGAAGAUGCUACUGCUUACAUUAGAGACACUUAUGCGGACGCCCUCCUCAUUUCGGACACUUGCUAUGCUUCGUCCACUGCUGUGGAAAAUACCACCGGCCCAGAGGUCAUCGCCGCAUCAACAUGGCAUACCGUUGCAGGAGGCGCGCCCUCCACGUUACCAUGGCAUUUUGCUACAGGAGGCGCUCCCCCCACGUCGUUCUCGAAGCUUCUGAUUACCGAACUCAAACGACUCAACGGCAAUCCAGCAUCGGCGGCAUCGAUUUAUGCGGAGAUCCAUCGCAACACGAAACCAUCCGCCGAGGCCACGGCAUGCCCACUGCAUGUCGCAAAGGGUGGCAGAGACAGCAUAGCCCUGUCAAAACUCGGGGCUUCUACGUUUGAAAACCCAACUAUUAUUGGGCCUUUGCAGCCAAAGGAUGAACGCGUCCUUAUUCAGGUUCGCCUGUCAGACCACAACGGCGUUACUACGCCAGAUAUUGGACAGUGGACUGGCUGGUUAACGAGCAACUUGCCAUCCAAUAUCUCGAAAACCCAGAUAUCCACCGAGGGGGUUUUCGAUACGAACUCGGCCCUCAUUCUGCUGGUUUCCAUGCCGUUAGAGGUUUGGACCAUGUUGCCAGAUGGGGAUGAUGCGUAUGGCUUCAUCUCUUUCGUGAGUUCGGGCAAUCGCCUGCUGCCGCGCCAGACGACACUUCCACUACGCAACAUGGAAAACUUGUAA
Molecule: messenger RNA, 1191 nt
Organism: Venustampulla echinocandica
Lineage: Eukaryota; Fungi; Ascomycota; Leotiomycetes; Helotiales; Pleuroascaceae
Exons: 2
Coding region: 1-1191 (396 amino acids)
Source: RefSeq, a predicted model, not a curated record